Molecule: messenger RNA, 1203 nt
Organism: Telopea speciosissima
Lineage: Eukaryota; Viridiplantae; Streptophyta; Magnoliopsida; Proteales; Proteaceae
Product: transcription factor IIIA-like
Exons: 6
Coding region: 60-1169 (369 amino acids)
Biological process (GO): regulation of transcription by RNA polymerase II
Cellular component (GO): nucleus
Source: RefSeq, a predicted model, not a curated record
GUGUUCAUCUAUCCUCAGGGGAAGAGAGAUCUUUUCAAGCAAAGAAAAAUCUAGUGGUGAUGGAAGGAACGGAAAGAGAAGUCCCUAUUUUCAGGGACAUAAGGCGCUAUUACUGCGAGUAUUGUGGCAUUUGCAGGUCCAAGAAGUCGUUGAUCACCUCGCAUGUACUUUCCCGCCAUAAGGAUGUGGUUGAGGAGAAGAGACUCGAUGAAAAUGAAGGAGAGGUGGAGGAGAAGUCCAAUAUUUGUGAAGAGUGUGGUGCGAGCUUUAAGAAACCUGCAUAUUUGAAGCAACAUAUGCAAAGUCAUUCGCUUGAGAGGCCGUUUACUUGCCCAGUAGAUGACUGCCAAUCAAGCUACAGGAGAAAAGAUCACUUGACCCGUCACCUGCUCCAGCAUCAAGGGAAGCUUUUCAAUUGUCCUGUAGAGAACUGCACUCGUAGAUUUGCAUUUCAGGGUAAUAUGAAGCGGCAUGUGAACGAGAUUCAUGAAGAAGAUGGGUCUUCCUCUUGCAACACUGGGGGUCAAAAGAAGCAUGUUUGCAAGGAGUGUGGAAAGGUUUUUGAAUUUGCAUCAAAGCUGAGGAAGCAUGAGGAUUCCCAUGUUAAACUAGAUACUGUAGAAGUGGUUUGUGGUGAGCCAGGCUGUAUGAAACACUUCACUAAUGAUGAAUGCCUUAAAGCCCAUGUCCAGUCAUGCCACCAACAUGUCACCUGUGAGGUUUGUGGACAAAAGCAUCUGAAGAAGAAUAUCAAACGGCAUCUGCGGAUGCAUGAAGCAGGAGUUUCAUCCAGUGAUAUCAAAUGCAGUUUCAAGGGCUGUCGGCACACAUUCACAACUAAAUCAAAUCUCAAUCAACACAUAAAGUCAACACACCUUGAGGUCAGACCAUUUGCCUGCCGAAUUCGUGGAUGUGACAAGAAGUUUCCAUAUAGACAUGUGAGGGAUAAUCAUGAGAAAUCUGGAAUUCAUAUCUAUGUCCAUGGGGAUUUUGAGGAGUCUGACGAGCUAUUCCGGUCAAGACCAAGAGGCGGGCGUAAAAGAGCAUGCCCUAGUGUGGAGACUUUGCUACGGAAGAGGGUAACCCCACCUAGUCAGAUGGAUUCUGUUACAAACCAGGGACCAGAAUACAUUGCAUGGUUACUUUCUGAGUUAGAUGAUCAACCGUGAGAUAUACAGUUUGUUGGAGAUGGCAUUUGUAGUA